AAAAAAAAAAAAAAGUAUUGAAACUUGAAAUGAACGAGUGAACCGCGUUACCUUGUCUUCCCGCCGCCCCCACUGCUAUCGACCACUGAUGACGACGGUGAUAUCGGUUACUCAAAGGUAACCAAAUUCAUAUUCAUAUUCAUAUUGAUGUAUGAGUAUAUUGCAUUACUUAGCCCAUUUUACUUUCUCUGAUUUUAAAGAACAAUCUCUUAAGACCUUUCUUAUGAUGCAAAAAAGAGGGUUUAAGACACUCUUUCAGUUUCAGUCAAUCCCCAAAAUUUUCAAAAACCCCUUACCACUGAUCCUGCUCCCUUCUUCGAAAACCUCAUCCCAAACCACUUCCAAUACUCACCGCCAUACUCCCUUCGCCACCAGAUUCCUCUCCACUUCUUUACCGGAUGAUCUUCAAGGAUUGGUCGACCCGCAAGACCCUUUGGCGCUGGAGGCUUCCCGCGUGGAGUCUUUUUCAGCCCAAGAAUUUGCUCUCUUGCGUGACUCAUUGGAUUCCAAUGUUGUUGAUUCUGGCAAUUCGGAAGGUAAGAUUGCGUCAGGGAAGUUUUCGAGUGAGGCACUUUUAAUUUACACAGCGAUUAGAGAUUAUAAUGAUGGGUUUGGUGACCAGACUCAGAGAUUUCUUAGGCAGUAUAGGGACAAGUUGAGUGAAAGUUUGGUGGUUGAUAUCUUGAAUCUUGUACAAAAUCCUGAAUUGGGUGUGAAGUUUUUCAUCUGGGCUGGUCGCCAAAUUGGGUAUAGCCACACUUUUCCUGUGUACAAUGCAUUGUUGGAGGUGUUGAAGUGUGAUGGUAAGCGUAGAAUACCAGAAUGUUUUCUUCAAGAAAUUAAGAGUGAUGACAGGGAGGUUCUUGGGAAGUUGCUCAAUGUUUUGAUUAGGAAGUAUUGCCGAAAUGGAUGUUGGAAUGUAGCUCUUGAAGAAUUGGGGAGGCUAAAGAAUUAUGGGUACAAACCAACCAGAGCAACUUACAAUGCAUUGGUUCAAGUAUUUACAGCAGCUAAUCGGUUGGACACUGCACAGUUGGUCUACCGGGAGAUGUGGGACUUGGGGUUUAGGAUGGAUGGGUUCACGUUAGGUUGUUUUGCCCAUACGCUUUGCAAGGUUGGGAAAUGGAGGGAAGCCCUCACUUUGAUUGAGAAGGAAGAGUUUGUGCCUGAUACAAUUCUCUAUACGAAGAUGAUAUCUGGAAUGUGUGAAGCUUCCCUUUUUGAAGAAGCUAUGGACUUCUUGAACAGAAUGCGGUCUAGCUCUUGCAUUCCAAAUGUUGUGACAUAUAGGAUUUUGCUUUGUGGCUGUUUAAGAAAAGGGCAGCUUGGUAGAUGUAAGAGAAUUCUUAAUAUGAUGAUUGCAGAAGGUUGUUAUCCCAGUCCUAAGAUAUUUAAUUCUCUUAUCCAUGCUUACUGCAGAUCAGAAGAUUACAGUUAUGCCUAUAAAUUGGUAAAGAAAAUGGUAAAAUGUGGUUGUCAGCCUGGAUAUGUUGUUUAUAAUAUCUUGAUUGGUGGUAUAUGUAGCAAAGAAGAAUUACCGAGCUCAGAUUUGUUGGAUUUGGCUGAAAACGCUUAUAGUGAGAUGCUUGAUGCGGGGAUUGUGUUAAAUAAGGUCAACACUAGUAACUUUGUUAGCUAUCUUUGUGGUGCCAGAAAAUUUGAGAAAGCCUAUAAUGUUAUCAGUGAUAUGAUAGGCAAGGGCUUUGUUCCUGAUACUAGUACAUACUCUAAGGUGAUUGGUUUUCUGUGCAACUCCACCAGGAUAGAAAAAGCUUUUUCAUUGUUCGAAGAAAUGAAAAGGAAUGGUGUUGUUCCUGAUGUCUAUACAUAUACUAUUAUGAUUGAUAGUUUUUGUAAAGCUGGCCUUGUUCAACAGGCUUACAAUUUGUUUGAUGAGAUGAUACUAAAUGGUUGUUCCCCGAAUGUGGUUACUUUUACUGCUCUUAUACAUGCAUACCUUAAAGCUAGGAAGGUGUCCAAUGCAAAUGAACUAUUUCAAAUGAUGUCAAAAGAAGGUUGUGCCCCAAAUGUUGUUACAUAUACAGCUUUGAUAGAUGGACAUUGUAAAGCUGGUGAAACUGAAAAAGCUUGUCUAAUUUAUGAAAGAAUGAUAGGUAAUGUUGACAGCCCUGACUUGGAUUUAUAUUUCAGAAAUGGUGAUUGCAGUUCAGAAAAACCAAAUGUUUUUACAUACGGAGCUUUGGUGGAUGGUUUGUGUAAAGCUCAUAAGGUCAAAGAGGCUCGUGAUUUAUUGGGUGCUAUGUCUGCAGGAGGUUGUGAACCUAACCAUAUUGUGUAUGAUGCUCUCAUAGAUGGAUUUUGCAAGGCUGGAAAGCUUGAUGAAGCGCAGAAUGUAUUUUCAAAGAUGUCAGAGCAUGGUUAUAGUCCAACCAUAUACACUUAUGGCUCUUUGAUUGAUAGGCUGUUUAAGGAUAAAAGAUUGGAUCUUGUCUUGAAAGUAUUGUCUAAAAUGCUAGAAAACUCAUGCACCCCCAAUGUUGUUAUCUAUACAGAGAUGAUUGAUGGCCUGUGUAAAGUGGGAAAGCUAGAUGAGGCCUAUAAGCUCAUGUUAAUGAUGGAGGAAAAAAAGUGUCACCCAAAUGUUGUGACUUAUACUGCAAUGAUGGAUGGUUUUGGGAAAGCCGGUAAAAUUGACAGAUGCCUUGAACUCUUGCAAGAGAUGAGCUUGAAGGGUUGUGCUCCAAAUUUUAUCACAUACAAUGUUUUAAUUAAUCACUGCUGUGCUGUGGGCCGCUUGCACGAGGCACAUGAACUUUUGGAGGAGAUGAAACAAACAUAUUGGCCAAAGCAUAUGGCAAGCUACCAAAAGGUUAUUGAAGGUUAUAGCAGAGAGUUCCUAGUCUCUCUUGGGAUUUUAAAUGAGAUGGGUGAUACUGAUUCAGUGCCAAUUUUUUCAGUAUAUAGUAUUCUGAUUGAUAAUUUUGUGAAGGCGGGAAAAGUCGAAGUGGCUUUGGAGUUGUUUGAAGAGAUUUCAUCAUCAACACCAUUAACACCUUUAAGCAAGAAUAUGUAUAUUUCUUUGAUUGAGAGCCUUUCAAAUGCAAGUAAGGUUGGCAAGGCAUUUGAAUUGUUUGCUGAUAUGUUAAGACGUGGUGGAGUUCCACAUCUAGGUACUCUUGUUCACCUUAUUAAAGGACUCACUAAACUCAAAAUGUGGGAUGAAGCACUUCAGUUAUCAGACAGCAUACAAAAAAUGGAUAUCGAUUGGCAACAACAUGAAGAGACGCCCGACUGAAACUAGGCUCUUUUGGCAUAGCUUAUUGAUGCUUGGUUUGAUGAUUACUAAUGGUGUCUGGAAGUUUUAUUUGAGAGAUGGACAUCUUAGCGGAUUAUUCCUGUAGGCAUAUGUAAAACCUGAGGAAAUGGGUGUGCAUUGUGCUUAAUCGAAGGAUUCAGCAGGAUUUUGAAAGCUGUACUUCGUCUUAUGAAGUAGCAGGAGACGUGAAAAGCCCGAAGAACCUUCAAUUCCUUGCAAGAAAAAGUUUACCGAAUACAAAGACGGAUUCAAGAUUGAUCAUUACAGAAAUUGAAAGCGUGCAUUGAUGACGUAGUGUUUUGUGUAGCUGACAUUUGAUUCAAUCCAAGACUGGGAAUGCAAGUUAGCAAGCAAGCAAGAAAGAAAGGUACAGUUACAAAGGUGAAGUUCCACAGUAUCUUGAAUAAGAUCCCAUGUUUGUGCGGGGUUCUUUUCAAUACUUCCAUACCCUUCUGGUUCAACUCUCUCUCUCUCUCUCUCAUAAGAUCCCUUGUUUGUCCAUCCGAAAUUUUGGAAUGCGGAUCUCUUGUUGUAAAAGGAAACCCUUUGGUCUUAUUGGUAUUGUUUUUUAUUCUUUUUAUUUUUAAA
This is a messenger RNA of Humulus lupulus (European hop), 3865 nucleotides long. Its product is annotated as pentatricopeptide repeat-containing protein At1g06710, mitochondrial. NCBI's taxonomy places the organism in Eukaryota, Viridiplantae, Streptophyta, Magnoliopsida, Rosales, Cannabaceae. Gene Ontology annotation, molecular function: protein binding. The transcript has 3 exons. The record is from RefSeq and is a predicted model, not a curated record. Bases 152 to 3256 code for a protein of 1034 amino acids.